ACCAAACAAGCUGAUGAUGUGAACGAGAAAUCAUAACCAUUAGACCACGCGACUGGUGAUUUAAAGUUUGCAAAUUUUCGGUCCUUAUUCCACAAAGCCAAACCGGUUAGUUAUCUUAUCGCGGAGUUGCAGCAGGACUGGAUUAGAUAGUAGUUAGAUUUUUUUCCAAUCUCCCCUUCUUACCUACAUUACUCCGUAUCUGAUCUUUCUAUCCCUUCGCGCUCUUUGGGUCGCUUUGUUUCUUUGUUUGGGUGUGUGUUUGGGGGUAUUUUACAUAGCGGCUCUUUUUUCCCUUUUUUCCAUACAAGUUACAUACAUACGUGUGCCGUCUGCAUUUCACCGUUCGAUCGGUCGGUCGAUAUGAACUGAGUGUUUCUGUCGCAUUCCAACAAAUUACCAACCUACCAACCUACCGACUUUACUGCCUCCGAACCACUCGCUCACCCACCAUCUACUUCCACAUAUCCAGAACCGAAUAAGGAAAGAUAAGAAAAUGGACGCCCAAGCCUACCUCCUCCGCCACGGCUGGUCCGGCCCCGGCAACCCCCUCAACCCGAACCGUCGCCCCGGCACACACGGCGGUCUGGGCCUGACGAGGCCGAUUCUCGUUGCGCGACGCCAAGGCAACCAAGGCGUGGGGAAGAAGACCACCAAGGAUCCCACAAAUCAAUGGUGGUUGCGGGGUUUCGAGGACGCGCUGAAGGGCGUGGGCGAUGAGAACAAGAGUGCGGGGGAUGCGAAGCGCACGCCGAAUGCGUUGACGAGUGAGCUGUAUCGGUAUUUUGUGAGGGGGGAGACAGUUCCUGGGACGCUGGGGAAUAAAGAUAAGAAGGAGGACGGGGAAAGUAGGAAGAGGAAGGCUGGGGAGGAUGAUGAGGAUGCUGAUGGGAAGAAGAAGCGGAAGAAGGGGGAGGAGACUAAGGAGGAGAGACGGGUGAGGAGGGAGGAGAAGAGGAAGAGGAAGGAGGAGAGGGCGAAGAGAAGAGAGGAGAGGAAGAAGAGGAGGGAGGCGAAGGAGGCUAGGAGGGCGGAGAGGAGGGAGAAGAAGGAGAAGAAGAGGUUGGUGAAGGAGGAGAAGCAGAGGAAGGCUGGUCCAGAGAAUGAGUAUCCCACGCCGCCAGAGACGGAGGUGGAACAGACGGAGUCAAGCGGAAGGGAUGAGUCGGUGGAGAAGGUGAAGAAGGACAAGAAGGAGAAGAAAACGAAGCGAGAGAUUUCUACGUCUGAUGACGGGUCAAAGAAAAAGAAGUCGAAAAAGUCCAAGGAUGAGACGGUGUCCUCGAAGUGAACGUGAACGAACGGAAUAAGAGAUGCUCUUUGGCAGUAUAUAGAUAGAUUCGACUUAAAGAUACCCAUGGCUGUGCUACUUGGUUGUAUAUUCUCACGAACAAUAUUUGCAUCAUUCAUU
This is a messenger RNA of Aspergillus welwitschiae, 1408 nucleotides long. RefSeq lists its product as uncharacterized. Lineage: Eukaryota; Fungi; Ascomycota; Eurotiomycetes; Eurotiales; Aspergillaceae. The record is from RefSeq and is a predicted model, not a curated record. The coding region runs from base 494 to 1288 and encodes 264 amino acids. The transcript has a single exon.